This is a messenger RNA of Megalobrama amblycephala (Wuchang bream), 3867 nucleotides long. RefSeq names its product NACHT, LRR and PYD domains-containing protein 3-like. The record is from RefSeq and is a predicted model, not a curated record. Gene Ontology annotation, molecular function: protein binding. The annotation marks the transcript as partial. The transcript has 12 exons. Lineage: Eukaryota; Metazoa; Chordata; Actinopteri; Cypriniformes; Xenocyprididae.
AUGACCGCGGAUCUACGACGCUCUGAGGCCCCUGCUUACCAACCCGGACAGAAGGUAUGGUUAUCCACCAGAGAUAUCCGCAUGCGUCUACCCUGCCGUAAGCUGAGUCCCAGAUUCAUUGGCCCAUUCACCAUCUUGGAGCAGUUCAACCCAGUCACCUACAAGCUACAAUUACCUCCUGAGUAUCGUAUUCACCCAACCUUCCAUGUAUCACUUCUGAAACCUCACCACCCUUCUGUUCCUCUUCCUACAGAACCUGCCGUGACCGAAGCCGAACCCCCCCUUCCUCUCAUCCUGGAGGACGGAGCAGCAUACGAGGUGCGAGACAUCUUGGACUCCCGGCGUCAUGGCGGACAACUUGAGUACCUUGUGGACUGGGAAGGCUAUGGUCCUGAGGAACGUUCCUGGGUACCACGCAAAGACAUCUUAGAUCCCAACCUGCUGGACACCUUCCACUCGACACAUCCCAACAGACCUGCACCUUGUGGAAGAGUUCAUCAGAGGAGAUCAGAACCAGAGCCCAGCUGUGUGUCUAUGAAGAGUGACAUGUCUAUGGAUAAGCCAGUACAUUUAAAGGGUGGAGAUACACGGACUGGCUUCAGCUCAGUUCAUAAGAGGAGAUCAGAACCAGAGUCCAGCUAUGUGUCUAUGAAGAGUGACAUGUCUAUGGAUAAGCCAGUACAUUUAAAGGGUGGAGAUACACGGACUGGCCUCAGCUCAGUUCAUCAGAGAAGAUCAGAACCAGAGUCAAGCUGUGUGUCUAUGAAGAGUGACAUGUCUAUAGGUCAGUCAAUAUAUUUAAAGAGUGGAGAUACACAGCCUGGUCUCAGUCAUAAAGCCGACAGCCUCAACACAUUUAGAUCAAACCUGAGGAAGAAGUUUCAGUGUCUGUGUGAAGGAACUGCAAAGCAAGGAAACCCAACACUCCUGAAUGAGAUCUACACAGAGCUCUACAUCACAGAGAGUGAAAGUGGAGAGAUCAAUAAUGAGCAUGAGGUGAGACAGAUUGAGAUACAAUCCAGGAGAGCAGAAACAGAGGACACACCAAUCAAAUGUUGUGACAUCUUUAGACCUUUACCUGGACAAGACAAACCCAUCACAGCUGUGCUGACAAAGGGAGUCGCUGGCAUCGGAAAAACAGUCUCUGUGCAGAAGUUCAUCCUGGACUGGGCUGAAGGGAACAAGAAUCAGGAUGUCCAGCUCAUAUUUCCACUUCCUUUCAGAGAGCUCAACUUGAUGAAGGACAAAACACUCAGUCUUUCAAAUCUUCUUCAUGUCUUUUUCCCUGAAACAAAACACAUGGAAAUAUCCAGUGAUGAAUAUAAAGUGUUGUUCAUCUUUGAUGGUCUGGAUGAGUGCCGUCUGUCUCUGAACUUUAAGAGCAAAGUGAAACUGUGUAAUAUAUCUGAAUCAGCCUCAGUGGACGAGCUGCUGAUGAACCUCAUUGUGGGGAAUCUGCUUCCCUCUGCUCUCAUCUGGAUCACCUCCAGACCAGCAGCAGCUGAUCUCGUCCCGUCUGAGUGUGUCCAUCGAGUGACAGAGGUACGAGGCUUCAAUGAGCCACAGAAGGAGGAAUACUUCAGGAAGAGAAUCGGUGAUCAGAGUCUGGCCGACAGGAUCAUCUCACACCUGAAGUCAUCAAGGAGCCUCCACAUCAUGUGCCACAUCCCAGUGUUCUGCUGGAUCUCAGCCACUGUUCUAGAGAAGAUGUUGAGUGAAGCAGAGAGUGGAGAGAUUCCCAGGACGCUCACUCAAAUGUACACACACUUCUUGAUCAUUCAGACCAACAUCAAACAUGAGAAGGACUAUCAGAGGAAAGCGAAAGAUGAAGACUUGAUUCUCAGACUGGGGAAACUGGCUUUCCAGCAGCUUGUGAAAGGCAACCUGAUCUUCUAUAAGAAAGAUCUGAGAGAGUGUGGCAUUGAUGUGACAGAAGCAUCAGUGUACUCAGGAUUGUGCACUCAGAUCUUCAGAGAGGAGUUUGGCUUGUAUCAGGGGAAAGUCUUCAGCUUUGUUCAUCUGAGCAUCCAGGAACAUCUAGCAGCUCUAUAUGCACACAUUUACUUUACAAACAAGAAAAGAAAUGUGUUUGAGAAAGCCAAACGAUGUCUGUUUUCUAAAAUUAUAAAUCGGAAUAAAUAUUAUUCAUUAUCUGAGCUGCAUCAGAGAGCUGUGGAUGAGACUUUACAGCAUAAGAAUGGACAUCUGGACCUUUUCCUGCGUUUCUUUCUGGGUCUCUCAUUGGAGUUCAAUCAGACUCUCUUACAAAAACUACUGAGACAGACAGGAAGCUGCUCCUACAACAAAGAGGAAACAGUUCAGUACAUCAAACAGAUGAUUAUGGAGAAUCACUCUCCAGAGAGAUCCAUUAAUCUGUUCCACUGUCUGAAUGAACUGGGUGAUGAUUCACUGAUGCUGGAGAUCCAACGCUAUCUGAAAUCUGGAAAAAUAGGAGAAACCAAACUCUCCUCUUCACAGUGGUCAGCUCUGGUUUAUGUGUUGCUGACAUCAGAGCAGAUGAUGGAUGUUUUUCAUCUAAAACAGUUUAUUGGAGAACAAAAUACAGCAGAUGAAGUUCUUCAGAAGCUGCUGCCUGUGGUUAAAGAAUCCAGAUCUGCUCAGCUACAGUCCUGUAAUCUCACCGCUCACUCCUGUAAGAGUUUGUCCUCAGCUCUAAAAUCCUCAAACAUGUUCCUGGGAGAGCUGGACCUGAGUAACAAUGACCUGCAGGAUUCAGGAGUGAAGCUUCUUUCUGAUGGACUGAAGAGUCCAAACUGCCAACUGCAGAUACUGAGGCUCUCUGGCUGUAUGGUGACAGAGGAAGGCUGUGGUUAUGUGUCUUCAGCUCUGAGUUCAAACCCCUCACACCUGAGGGAGCUGGAUCUGAGCUACAAUCACCCAGGAGAUUCAGGUGUCAAGCUGCUCUCCGAUAAACUCAACCAUCCAAACUACAGAUUGGACAAACUAAAUGUGGAUCAUGGAGGAGAGAUCAGGAUUAGAGCAGGAAUACACAAAUAUUCCCAUCAGCUCACUCUGGAUCUGAACACAGUGAAUGAACGCCUCCGUCUGUCAGAGAGGAACAGAGUGAUUACUAACACUUACCCAGAGCAUCAGCGGUAUCCUGAUCAUCCAGACAGAUUUGAUUGGCCUCAGGUGUUGUGUAGAGAGAGAGUGUGUGGACGCUGUUACUGGGAGAUUAAGUGGAAUGGAGAAUAUGUGCGUAUAUCAGUGGCAUAUAAGAGCAUCCGCAGGAAGGGAGAUGGUAAUGAGUGUUGGUUUGGAUAUAAUGAUCAGUCCUGGAGUUUGAUCUGCUCUCCUGACAGAUACUCAUUCAGACACAAUAACAUACAGACUCGUCUUCCUGUAAAGCCCAUCCACAGUAGAACAGGAGUUUAUGAGGAUGAUGAUGAGGAUGAUGAUGAGGAUAAUGAUGAUGAUGAUUCCAUCAGCAGAAAAGGAGUGUAUGAGGAUGAGGAUGAUGAUGAGGAUAAUGAUGAUGAGAAUGAUGAUGAGGAUGAUGAUGAGGAUGAUUUAGGGACUGAUCUCCCUGUAGAGCCCAUCAGCAGUAAAGGAGUAGUCCAUCAGCAGAAGAACAGGAGUGAUGAUGAUGAGGAUGAGGAUGAUGAUGAUGAGGAUGAGGAUGAUGAGGAUGAUGAGGAUGAUGAUGAUUUAGAGACUGAUCUCCCUGUAGAGUCCAUCAGCAGGAGAACAGGAGUGAAUAAGAAGAAUCACUAUAGAGUAGGAGUGUUUGUGGAUCACAGUGCAGGAACUCUGUCCUUCUACAGCGUCUCUGGAGACACAAUGAGCCUCAUCCACACAGUCCAGACCACAUUCACUCAACCGCUCUAUCCUGGGUUUAAUGUUGGU